AUGGCUAUGGACUUGAGGGUGGGAAACAAAUAUCGGAUAGGAAGAAAGAUCGGCUCUGGUUCUUUUGGAGAUAUUUAUCUCGGUACAAACAUUAUUAAUGGAGAAGAAGUUGCUAUCAAACUUGAAUCUACAAAAGCUAAACAUCCACAAUUAGAGUAUGAAGCAAAAGUUUAUAAAACACUGGCCGGUGGUGUGGGUAUUCCGUUCGUCCGCUGGUACGGUACUGAAUGCGAUUAUAACGCAAUGUACAUUCCCUCUAAAAACUUUAAUCAUCGAGAUAUUAAACCCGAUAACUUUUUGAUGGGAAUUGGUAAACGUGGUAAUCAAGUCAAUGUUAUCCAUUUCCGUUUAGCAAAAAAAUAUCGCGACCCAAAGACACACUUACACAUACCUUACAGAGAAAAUAAGAAUUUAACAG
Scutellospora calospora is the source of this 418-nucleotide messenger RNA. The record is from the annotation of a GenBank genome assembly. NCBI's taxonomy places the organism in Eukaryota, Fungi, Glomeromycota, Glomeromycetes, Diversisporales, Gigasporaceae.